Molecule: messenger RNA, 663 nt
Organism: Funneliformis caledonium
Lineage: Eukaryota; Fungi; Glomeromycota; Glomeromycetes; Glomerales; Glomeraceae
Source: the annotation of a GenBank genome assembly
AUGUUUUUACAAGGAGUUAUCCGAAAAAUUGUUUCAUUCAUAUCACUUUUAUCGCCUAUCGAAUGGUUUACCUGGUUCACUUAUGUCGCGAUCCUUCCAAUGUGUUCUUUAUUCGGCUGGCUGGCAGUACCAUUCGUCUUUGUUGCUGCUAAUAUAUUUGGUGCUAUUUGGUUGUUGUUGAGAGGAAACGAAAAAGGAAAUAAACAAAUACCCAUGAGUGAUAAUAACAUAAACGAAAUGUUCUCAUCUACCAGAGAGGCUCUUGAGACUAUUUUCUCGCAAGCUUCCAACAAAGACAUUGAGAAGUACGAGGAACAACUUAGUAAAGUUGACGACUUUGAUCCCGUUCUUAUUAUCGUAGCAAAUCAAAAUUGGAUUAAUCAAAACACGUAUGCGAAUUAUCAAGCGGUGAUGUACUCAUUUGCGACAAAUAAUCUCCAAAAUAAUAGACGCAGAGAUGAAGGUUCGCUCAGUAUUUUCCACUUCCCAAAUUUGACUGAAUUAUACGCCGUGCGCAGAAACAUUCGCACGCAAUACCCCAAUGCAUUCUUCGACCGCAACGCUCAACCUCAACAGGAGUCAAUCGGUACCGCUUGGAUUCUUACUAAUGUGGCAGUGCGCAAGAGCGAUUAUGCGGAGGAUGAUUCGUUUUUUGUUAUUUAA